Messenger RNA from Parnassius apollo (apollo), 627 nucleotides. Lineage: Eukaryota; Metazoa; Arthropoda; Insecta; Lepidoptera; Papilionidae. The record is from the annotation of a GenBank genome assembly.
AUGUCGAAAAAGAAAUCGCGAGUGUGGACAUUCUUCGAUGAUGUUGAAGGAGAACCGACAAAAGUGAAAUGUAACCAGUGCCAGGGAAUAAUUUCACGCGGUGGUCAAGGUAGAAAAGCGAAUACUACAAGUAUGACUAAUCACAUAAAAUAUAAGCACAACGAGUUGAUGCCUCAAUUGGCAGGUUCUAUUAAAAGUAGUUCGAAUGAAGUCCAUUUGUCUUCACGUUUUCAAUCGCAACCUGAGCUCUUUUCACCGACGCCAGUUCCGUCAACUUCAGCGAGAGGCGAAGUUUACAUACAACAAACAACUAUUCAAGAUAGUGUAAUGGUCCAGUGGUCGCUUCAGGGCUCCCGAUCAAGAGAAAUAAGUGUUGCUAUAGGAGAGAUGAUUGCCUUGGAUAACCAACCUAUAUCAAUUGUGGAAAACAGUGGUUUUAUCAGUCUAAUGAAGAAGCUUAAACCAAAAUAUGUACUGCCUAGUAGAAAGUAUUUGUCAGAAAAUAUUAUUCCCAACAUUUAUGAAAAAACUAAAACUGAAAUACGAUACGGAGUGCUCAGCACUACCGCGCUAUCCGUAACUACAGAUUUGUGGACACAAAUACAAACAAUAAGGAAAGUUUUUUAA